Molecule: messenger RNA, 3944 nt
Organism: Patiria miniata (bat star)
Lineage: Eukaryota; Metazoa; Echinodermata; Asteroidea; Valvatida; Asterinidae
Gene: mms19
Product: MMS19 nucleotide excision repair protein homolog
Exons: 21
Coding region: 68-3034 (988 amino acids)
Biological process (GO): iron-sulfur cluster assembly
Cellular component (GO): MMXD complex; cytosolic [4Fe-4S] assembly targeting complex
Source: RefSeq, a predicted model, not a curated record
GUGCCUUUUUUGUUUUCCUUUCCAAGGGGUAAGCAAUGGAGAUGUCACACUGGUGAAACUUGUGGAAAUGCUUGGACCGUACCUCACCAGCAAAGAAAAUAACAUCCGCGGGAGAGGUACUCUACUGUUAGCGGAGAUUCUCCAUAGAUUGCCAAGGAACAAGCUGUCAGCGGAGGAGGCUGGAUUACUAACGGCAUUCUUCUGUGACAGAUUGAAAGACCACCAUUCCAUCACAACCCACACUAUUUAUGGCAUGCAAUCAUUGAGCAUCUGCAGUUCCUUACCUACGGGGGAUGCAGCCAAGAUAUGCCUCAAUCUGUUCAAGGAGGUCCGUGUGCAGAGCCUGGUGCAGGCAGACAGGCAGUCGGUCUUCUCCAUCAUCAGCAACUUCCUGUACUCAAAACUCGAUGAGCUGCGUGAGUUAGGGUCAGAGUUCGUCUACGGGUUCAUCCAGGUCAUGGACGGAGAGAAGGAUCCACGAAACCUGGUCAUGGCCUUCCAGAUUGUCAGGACAUUGAUCGACCAUUUUCCAAUUGAUAUUUUUGCUGAGGAGUUGUUUGAGGUGACCUCUUGCUACUUUCCCAUUGACUUCAAGCCUCCAACCAAUGACCCCCACGGAAUCACCACGGAGCUACUGGUGGGAGGCCUAAGGGGCUGCCUGGCUGCCACACCCAAAUUUGCAGAGUUCUGUCUGCCGUUGUUGAUGGAGAAGCUCUCCUCCCAGUUACAGGGAGCCAAGAUUGAUGCCUUUGAGACCCUGGCAGCGUGUGCUUCGGUAUACGGUGCCAAACAUCUCAAAGACUACCUGGAGGCCGUCUGGUCUUACUGUAGGAAGGAGGUAUUUCAGUCCUUGAGCCAGGAGGGUGAACAGGCUGCCUUGGGAUGCCUGUGUUGUGUAGUCAAGGCAGUGUCUGAUGACAGAAAAGAAGAGGGGGCCAUGUUCUCUCUGGACUGCUUCCUGGAUGACAUCCUCAAGGAAUCGCGGAAGCACAUCAAUGAGCCUGAUAUGAGAUUCAUCCAUCCCAGCUGUCGUCUGCUGCAAGCUGUGGCCAGCUCGUCCGAGGCUGUCUGUAGCAAGAUCCUAGCGUACACUCUGCCCUUGUUACUUGACCAAUUUAACAAACAUCCUCAGGCAAAGCAGAGGCAGAGUAUUAUCUCCAUUCUCCAGGCAUUUAUCCGGGUUUCCUUGGCCUUUCCCUACACUGACUUCCCUAAUCCUGUCUCCCUCCACAAGGAUGCAAUCCUCUCCAUUCUCAUAUCCAUGCUGUCGGAAACAAACACUUCUCUUAAAUCGGUGUCAGCGGCGGGAUUGGGCCUCUUGGCAGAGACCAAGGGGCUCCUCAAGGAUGAUGAUGUUGUCCUGGUAGCGGAACAUAUGACCAAAACUUUCCUGUCAGAGGGUGACAGUCAUUUAAGGCAAGAGAGUGUCAAUGCUUUGAUUCACAUAGCCACCCAUCACCCAUCAGUCACCGAAGGCAAAGUUCUACCAGCAUUACUGGAGCAGUUGAACACAGAACCAAUGGAAGUGGAUGCAGAGGGGGACAGACAAGCAGUGUCACAUGUAUCCCAUCAUUCCAUUCUAAACAGCAUGGCCGCCCUAGCAACACAACCAGCGUUAGUGGAAUGCAUAGUGGACAGGUUUAUGGUUCACCUUCAAUCUCUUAGUAAUAGUGAUACCUCAUCAAAAGCAGAAGAGUGUGUUUCAACGCUCCAAAGCAUCCUGACCGUCGUGACAAAAAGCAGGACAGACCCUACAAACCUCAGCUUCUUCUACCAGAAGCUCUUGCCCCAGAUCCUCCGCAUGUCCGUCAUGGCUGCCUUGGAUACAAGGUCAGAGGUCGGUAACAGCCGGUUGCUAUGCAGGGAGGAGGUCAUUGUGCUACUAGCAGCCAUUGUGAGGAAUGUAGUGCAGUGUCUUGAUUUGAGUUUAGCCUCAGAACUUUGUCAACAGUACAUUGAGGUGUUUCACCGGCACAACCUCAGCAGCAUUAUGUCUUCUGAAAUUUUAAAUGAUGAUACAGUAUUCAAGCCUUUAGAGAUUGACUCCCCAUGGCCACAGACCCAGCUGGUCGUUUUACUGACCGCCUGCGUCUGCUCCGUCCGGAGAGGAGUGACCGUCCCUGACCAGUGGCAGUUAUUGACCAGUCUCCUGGCAAUGGCCACAAGCAGCGACCACGAGCUGACUAGUACGACAGCGGCAAAAUGCCUGGCGGGUCUUCUUAACAAAUUCCACGCAGGACCAGAGCUGGAUCAACAUAUCCAACCUAUUAAGGAGCACUUGUUAACCAGACUUCAACCGAGCAACAGUGAGGAGACGACAAGACAGAGAGCACUGACCUGCUGGAUAUGGCUGACCAAAUCCCUACUGCUCAGGUCCCACCCCUCCUGUAACCAACUCGCAUCACACCUCCUGGCUUUGUUCGAGGACGACACGCUGGGUACCCAAGCCGCCGAGGGACUGCACCUCAUCCUGAGCGACAGCAACGACGUCCUGAGUCCAUCCUCGCAUGCUGACGUCAAGUUGAUGUACCGCCAGCGAUUGUUUCUCCAGCUCCUAUCCGGAAUCAUCGAUGGAUAUGGUAACACAACAUCAGGAAACAAGAAGAACUACCUCCUAGGUCUCUCCCACCUCCUCCACUUUGUUCCCCGCCAGGUCCUUCUGAGCGAACUGCCCCCUCUCAUGCCCCUCCUCAUCCAGUCCCUCCACCAGGAGGACAGUGCCCUCUAUCAGUCAGUCCUGGAGAGGUUGGCGCUGUUAACACACGACGCACCGGGCAUCAUCGCACAGUACGUGGAUUCAUUGUUGCCGGAGCUGCUGAGGCUGUCAGGCUACGAAGCUUCUAUGAGAGUAAGAAUGGUUGCCUUGAAGUGCAUCUGUGAACUGACAACCCUUGAGCAUCAUAUACUUUUCCCACAUAAAAUGAAGGUGUCCAGAAGUCUUUUACCUAGACUCGAUGACAAGAAAAGAACUGUGAGAAAAGAGGCAGUCAAAGCCAGGAAUUCAUGGAUGAUGCUCGGUUCUCCCGCAAAGUGAUUUGUUCCAUUGACCACACUUUUUGGACCUUCGGCAAUCUUUCAUCAGCAACCAAAUUACUUGAACUUAUUUUCCACAUGAGCGCUGAUCAUGUUUUGCCAAUCCCUGGUUAGGCUGUACCUCAGUUUCAGUGAUUCUUCUUCUUCUUGUCGUAUCUUCAAAGCAUCAAAUUGUUGUUUUCCAUUUCUCCACGCAAUGUUUUGUGUUAAUGGUGUAGAUCGCGAGGUCUCUGGAGAUGCGUGGGUGGGGUAGUAGUGGGCAUUUGAGGCAGUGAUCCAUGGUGUGGUCUGCUUCUCUGCGCUCACAGAUGAUAGGGCCGGUCUUGUAACCCCAUCGGGCUAAAGUGAUAAUUUGGUGAUGUUGGUGAUCCAAAUAUACAGUGGAUGAUGUAACAGUAUUAUUAGGAAUGUGUUGAAUACAUCAAAUAUUUGAUCAUUCACCGAAUAACACUUUUUUGAUUCAAAUAUUUGAAAAACCUGAGCAGUCUCAAGGAGAUAAUGAAAAACUCCAAAAUGUUUUUGUUUGAAGCUUGUUAGUUGCAUGGUUGUAUUGUUUGUCAAAUGCCACACUUUUGUUGAAACCACUUUACACCCAUGAUGUGAGAGCUUCCUUAAAGGGGCACUAGGUCCUGAAAUCCCUGAAAAUUUCAUGUUUUGGAUUGUUUACUUAUCCAAUUUCAAACAUCUGGUUGAAAGGAAACCAACCUAAUGUCUUACCAUUCCCGAGAAAAGAAAAAACCCCAGUUGUUUACAUCGGUACGGAGUACACGAUGGAGUACGAAUCCGUUUUUCCUGUCGAUCUCAGUCAAUGUACAAUAUACACGUUGUGUGCGUUUAUUACAACAUGUACACAGCACCGUGCUCGCAAACAGCGGUGACCAAUCACCAAUGCACAAAAUGUGGUUUCUUAC